Messenger RNA from Podarcis lilfordi (Lilford's wall lizard), 213 nucleotides. Lineage: Eukaryota; Metazoa; Chordata; Lepidosauria; Squamata; Lacertidae. The record is from the annotation of a GenBank genome assembly.
AUGAAGCAGGAUUGCCACUUCUACAACGGGAUGCAGAAGGUUCGCUACCUGUACAGGUACUUCUUUGACUGGCAGGAGUUCUUCCAUUUCGCUGAUGACCGAGGGAAGAUUGUAGCCAUGUUCGCAGUGGAGGAGCCCCACAUCCAAAAGUGGGAUAAGGACUACCUGCAGGGCUUCAGCUCCAUGGUGGAUGGCUUCUGCUGGGGCCACUAA